CAGAGGAGUCAGAGGAGGAGGAUACCUGGGCUGUCGGCACAGCAGCAAACACCGACAGCCCCACGAAGCUGAACACACAGUGACUGCAUCCACUACAACUACCCAGACUUCACUCAGACUCCGCCGUUGUUGGCACAAUGAGCUGCAGCAGUGUUACAGGUUCCGAAUUCUCAGAGGAAGAGCUGGAGGAACUUGGUGUUCUGGGCCAAGAGGAGGAUGAGGGGAGUCCCAAGCCUUUCCAAGACAGCGAGAGCGCAACCAGCAGCCCGAGUGACCCAGAGGAAGGUCAGACCAAGAAACGCAACCGGCCAGUCCGCUCCAAGGCCCGACGAAUGGCUGCAAAUGUCAGAGAGCGAAAGCGCAUCAUGGACUACAACCAGGCCUUCAAUGCCCUACGCGUUGCUCUGAACCAUGACCUCAGUGGGAAAAGGCUGUCCAAGAUCGCCACACUGCAGAGGGCCAUCAACCGCAUCUCUGCUCUCUCAGUGUUCCUGAGCACAAACCCGCCGAGCAAACCGUGCACCCACCGGGAGUGCAACAGAGCGUCUGUGGGGCCGCCGGGGACAGGAACACCUCGACCCGACCAAACCAGAGUGCCGGUUCCUCACAUGGAGCAUCAGAGUUACCUCCCUUGGCAGGCGUCCAUCCCUCACCAGAUGCAGCCACAACAACCUCGCCAUGUGCACAGACUGCCCGCAGAGCCGAACGUCUACAUGGACAACACCAUGUCGUCGUGUCCCCCGUCCCCGCACUAUCCUUGUUACCCCACCGAGGGACAGCUUUAUGCCUCACAUGGACACUGCAGCAGCCCACAAAACCACCCACCCAGUCCGUUGCGAUACCCUCAGGUGGCAGAGGGGUUGGGGUACCAGCCAGGGAUGUGGGCCUCCUGUACUCAGGGAUACAUGGACACUUUUGCAGAGCCGCCUCCAGCUCUGGGGCUCCCGUGGCAAGUGGGCUACAAGCAAGAGCCAGCGCACAGCCUGUCUCUGUGCUCUGACAUACUGUAACAGGUACAUUUGACCACUGUGACCCCUGAGGACCGCUGACAACACCAGUGGACCGGUCAACGAUCUCAGGGAGAAGAAAACUGACAUGAGGAUUUGUGUUUCCUGCUGUUAAGUGACUCAGUAUUACAAAAACACGAGACGACUAAUGAAAAUAAAAGUGCAAUGGCAAUAUAGACUGCAGAAUGUUGUAAAUAGUGGAACACGUGUUUUGAUUUUGCAUUUCAAAACGUUAAACUUUGAGAAUGUUCCAUGACUUGCUUUGAAUAAUUCUCCCACUCCGUGCUGUUCUGUUUGUGAAUGGUGCAAAUGCUAACAAACAAACAUGGGACACGUUCCCUACACUAUGUUUUCAAGUAGUGGAUU
Solea senegalensis (Senegalese sole) is the source of this 1373-nucleotide messenger RNA. RefSeq names its product basic helix-loop-helix family, member a9 (gene bhlha9). NCBI's taxonomy places the organism in Eukaryota, Metazoa, Chordata, Actinopteri, Pleuronectiformes, Soleidae. Gene Ontology annotation, molecular function: DNA-binding transcription factor activity, RNA polymerase II-specific; RNA polymerase II transcription regulatory region sequence-specific DNA binding; protein dimerization activity. Gene Ontology annotation, biological process: developmental process; regulation of transcription by RNA polymerase II. The transcript has a single exon. The record is from RefSeq and is a predicted model, not a curated record. The coding region runs from base 138 to 1010 and encodes 290 amino acids.